AUGCGGACUACAUUGUGGGCCAAAAAGAAAUAUGAUUUUAUUGAUGGAUCUAUCAAGCAACCAGCAGAUGACUCACUAGAACUCAAAGAUUGGUGGACGGUUAACUCUAUGCUGGUUUCUUGGGUGUUUAACACCAUUGAACCGACGCUUUGCUCGACCAUCUCUCACAUGGAGAACAUAAAGGAUCUAUGCAAUCUUACCGUUGAAUUGGAAAGAAAGCGUGAAGAAGAGAGAGUUCAUCAGUUUUUGAUGGGCUUGGAUGAAGAAGGAUACGGAACAGUGCGCUCUAAUAUUUUGAGCAUUGAACCCUUGCCCAAUUUGAAUCGUGCCUAUGCUAUGGUUGUUCAGCAAGAGCGGGUGCAAACUAUGACACAAACCAAGGAAGAAAGAGGCAAUCCUAUGAGUUUUGCAAUUCGAGCAGGUAGUCGAAAUUCAGGGGGGGAUAAAGACAAAUCCUCAAUUUGUUCUAAUUGCAACCGAGAGGGACAUGAUGUUGAAAGUUGUUUCCAGCUGAUAGGUUAUCCAGAAUGGUGGGGUAAUAGUCAAAAGCGUGGCAAUGGAGCAGGACGUAGUAAGGGAGGAGUUGCUCAUGCCAAUGCCACACAAGCAACUGGAGUUGAUGGUGGGCGUGGAAUUGUGACAGAUUCAGAUCGAAAGGGUCUUAGUGGAUUAAAUGAAGAGCAGUGGGCUGCUUUGCUGGGCAUGUUGAAUUCUUGUCAGAAUGGUGGCAAUGAGAGGCUGAUAGGUACGCAGAGAAUAUUUCCUUGGAUUAUUGACACAGGAGCUUCCCAUCAUAUGACAGGAAUGUUGGCAUUUUUGAGUGAAUUGCGUGAUAUUGUGCCAUGCUCAUACCUAAAUUCGAGGAACCUGAUUGGAGCAGGUGAGCAAAGCGAGGGGCUGUACUUUCUCAAGGGAGUGACAUCGGUACAUGCUUACAAGGUAACUGAUGUGGGGUCUUUUGAGCUUUGGCAUAAGAGAAUGGGUCAUCCUUCUUAUAAGGUGGUAGAGUUAAUUCCAGAAGCUGGUAGCAUUGGUAGGAAAACUAAUAAAACUUGUGAAACUUCCUGUGUAGGAACACCUCAACAAAAUGGCCGAGUGGAAAGAAAAUACCGCUAUAUUCUUAAUGUGGCAAGAGCUUUGCGUUUCCAAGCAAAUUUACCCAUAGAAUUUUGGGGAGAAUGUGUACUUGCAGCCGAGUAUUUGAUUAAUAGGACUCCAUCUAUGUUAUUAAAUGGUAAAACCCCAUAUGAGAUGCUCUUUGGGAAAGUACCUUCUUACAAACACAUUCGGGUUUUCGAUUGUUUGUGCUAUGUGCAUAAUCUGAAUUGGGAUAAAGAUAAAUUUGGUAAUAGAAGUCGUAGGUGUGUUUUUGUUGGGUAUCCAUUUGAAAAGAAGGGAUGGAGAUUGUAUGAUUUGGAAACUAAAGAAUACUUUGUAUCAAGAGACAUGGUAUUCGCUGAAACAGAAUUUCCAUAUGCAAAUGAGAAAACAAUGGGUGAUGAACUCAUUAAAAAUGGAGUUGAGGAGUUGGGUGAUGAAGUUGAUGGUUUAGAGAACAACUUGGGAAAGGAGCACGAUGAAAGUGUGGGUAGAGAAAGUGAGGUGAAUCCUGAAAUGGAAGAAUUGAUCCAUGAAAACAGUGAGGGAGUGGAUAGAGGUGAAGUUAUUGAAGAGCAACUAGGUAGGGAACAAAGGGCCAAGCAACCUAGUGUUCGUUUGAAGGAUUAUGUGACAAACGCUAUCAAAACAAGGCCCUCGGUAUGCUCACCUUCCCAAUCUGAUUCCUCAGGUACGCCUUACUCUAUAGCACAUUAUGUGGGUUAUGAUAAAUUCUCUACACAACACCGAUGUUUUUUGGCAGCCAUUACUACAGGACAUGAACCAAGCUCUUAUGCAGAAGCAGUUAAGGAUGAACGGUGGAGAGCGACUAUGAGAAAAGAAACAUAG
Messenger RNA from Hevea brasiliensis (rubber tree), 1947 nucleotides. RefSeq lists its product as uncharacterized. The transcript has 4 exons. Gene Ontology annotation, biological process: DNA integration. The coding region runs from base 1 to 1947 and encodes 648 amino acids. NCBI's taxonomy places the organism in Eukaryota, Viridiplantae, Streptophyta, Magnoliopsida, Malpighiales, Euphorbiaceae. Gene Ontology annotation, molecular function: nucleic acid binding. The record is from RefSeq and is a predicted model, not a curated record.